ACUGCUGGGAUUACAGGCAUGAGCCACAGUGCCCGGCAUCUUGUAGGAUUUUAAAAGGUCAGAGGGCCCUGGGGAACAGGGUGUUUAGAGGAUCCAAAGAGACCUCAUAGGAUCAGAAGAGAUCUUAACAGUGAAAGAGAGUCUGGGAGACUUAGAACAUCUUGGGAAGGCAGGGGUAUUGGAGAGAGAGGGCGUCAGGGGAGGCAGCUGUUCUGGGCCUACAGGAAUUUUCAUCAUGUCAGAACACUUGAAGUAUCCUUGCAACAUCACCAGCUUUGAGGUCAGACUGUCCUGGAAGAUCACACCGCUUGCAUGGAGUUAAGAUGUUUUGAAGGUGGGUCUGGCUCCGUGAUUCAGAGACUCCUGGAUGUCCUGGGAGUCCAGAGCUGUGAAGGUUUUCAGGUAGGUCAGCAUAUCCUUUUGGUAUUUGAAUGCAGGAAAUCAAGGUUUUCUGGAUCUCUGGUGGUCCUCGAAGGUUUGGGUAGACUUGAAUGGACCUGUCAUGGAGUAGAAUACCAAGGUAUCCUUGUACAAUCAAAGCAUUUUCAGGAAAUCAGAGGGUCCUGGAUGAGCAGAACGUGCUAGGCAGGGGUGAGAGUAUGGCAGAAGUGAAGAUGUUCCAGCAGUUCUGGGGAUGUAUUCUACAGAGUGUCUUGCAGGAAAUAGUUGCCUUGAGAGGACAGAAUCUCUCGAGGGUUAGAAUAAUCGCCUUUUGGAUUCAGGGGGCCCUAAUGUGUCGAAGCUGUGCUGGGCUGUCUGUGUGUUAGGAGAGGGGGAGAGUGACUGCGACUAGGGUGCCUACUGACAAGUCUAGGGCUGAGACAGCCAGAGUACACUGGAAGGUUGGAGAGCCUUGGCAUUAAGACAUCCCAUGUGUCAAAGGCAUGUUGGAUGGUCAGAGUGCUUUGGGAGACCAGGAUAUGUCUUUACUUCGUCAAAAUGUCCUGUGGAUCAGGCUAGUGUGGUCAGGGUAUUUCCUGGGUUGGGGUUGGCGUGUUGAAUGGUUUUUCAGUGUCAGCAUCACCUUUGCAAGAUUCAAGCAAAUUGGGGGCUCUGAAUGGGCAGGAAGGCAAGAUGCCUUGACUGUCUAGAUUCCGUAAGGUGAGGAAUUCCUUAAAAGGUUAGAAUUUCCCAAAUCUCACCAUGUCCCUGUGGUCUGGGUGUCUUAGAGGGUCACAGAGUCAUUGUGAGCCCAAGCUCUCGUGCUGAGUAUAAGGUACAGAGGUCUGAGCCUCUCGGAGGGUCUAUGUGUCCUAGAGAGUGAAUGCAUCCUCAGUGCCCUUGUGAUUCAAGGGCCUGACAGGACCAGCAUGGGCACCCCCGGCAGCAGGGUGCAUUGGAAUUCAGUGUUCUCCUGUGAGUCUGAGCUGACUGCGCGUCACUGGGUCUUGCUAGGUUAGGACUGCCGUGGGGUCCAGGUGCUCCAGGAGGCCGCAGGGGAGAAGGAUUAAUAUUAAGAGCAGUGUUGCUCAACUUUAACAUUAUGGACUAAACUUUUGUGUGCCUCCAAAAUUUCUAUGUUGAAGUCCUAACACCCGAUGUGAUGGUAUUUGAAGGUGGGGAUUUGUGGAGGUGAUUGGGUUUAGAUGAGCUCAUGAGGGUGAGGGCCCAUGAUGGGAUUAGUGUCCUUAAAAGCAGAGGAAGAGAAACCAGAGCUGGUUCUUUCUCCACCAUAUGAAGGCACCGUGAGAAGGCAGCCAGCCCUCUGCAAGCCAGGAAGAGAGCCCUCACAGGGGAGCCGAAUAGGCGGACCCCUUGAUCUUAGACUUCCCAGCCUCCAGAACUGUGAGCAACAAAAGUCUACGGUUUAAGCCACACAGUCUGUGCUAUUUCGUCAUGGCAGCCCCAGCUGACUCAAGACCCACGUGCACUUGGUUCUCCUGGAGAUCUUGGUACAGGGGAGAUUGUGACUCAGCAGGACGGAGGUGGGGCCCGGGGAUCUGCAUUUCCAGCACGCUCCCGUUGCUGCUGCUGCUGUUGAUCCAUGGACACCACCGUAAGCAUCGAAAUCCUAAAGGAUUAUGAUUUCCUGUCUUGAAUCAUCAGGGUGUUUUUAAAGGACCUGUAUGAUGGCAUGACCUUGGGAAUCAGACUGUCCUGUGGGUACAGUGUGUUCCGGGGGGGGGUCCAUGUGUCCUGAGAAGUAGAGGUGAAGUGUUCUGGGUGUCAGUGUGUCCCGGGGGAUCCUAAGGUACUGGGCUGUCGCAUCAUCCUUAAGCGGUCAGGGUGUCCUAGGGAUGUCAGAAUAUACUUCCUGGGUCUAAGUAACCUCAAGGGACAGACUACUGUGGGACCAGGCUGUCCCGACUGUUCAGGGAUUCCCGGUGUCAGGAUUUCCUUGAAGAAUCAGAAUGUAGUAUGCCACGGGAAUCUCAGUCACUUUCCGAGUCCUGAAGUCUGGGGCAGGAUGGGGGGUCAGGAUGCACCUGGAAUGCAGAUGUUCAGGUCAGCGUUUUCGGAGGGUCUGGGUGACCUCGGAAGGUCAUGGUGUCCUGAGGGUUCCGGGUGAAUGAGGAGGUGGUGUUUGAGGGAGGAAAUCAGACAGUACUUGAGAGCUAAGGUGUCCUGGAGGCCCAUUCUCCGGAGUGGGUUCAGGUUGGCCUGAGCACUGGCUGGUGUAUUCUGAACUAUCAGGGUGUCUGAGAGGGGCUGGCGUGCACUUGUGACUUCUUCUUUUUCAGUUUCCCGGAAACAGGUCCUUGGGUGUCACCCCCAUGCUGAGAUGCCAGGCAGGCUCCACUCCUGGGUCCCUUUCCCCAGCUCUUUGUUCCUCUCCCCACAGUGGGGUUGUGAGGAGGGGGUCUCAGGAGGAAUGCAUUUUCUCCUCCUCCCCCUGCCUGCUCCCAGGAGGGGAUUUAAUAGGACAAAAGAAUCCCGUCCUCUGGGAAUACGAGCCCUUGGCCCCAGUCCCUGGACCCUCCGACAGAACACCUUCCCUCAUCCGGCUUGUGAUCCUCCCUGAGCAAGGGGGCUCUGGCGACCGUGUGGUGAUUGGAGGGGCCCGCAGGGGCGAGGAGGAGGUCACUCCUCCACGACUGGGGAGUGGAAUGGGAAAGUAGGCAGCUGACAGAAGAGAGCGGCAUCCCGGUGGAGAGAAGGGCCAGGCAGAGAAAAGUAGAGUCAGAAACAGAGCAACAGGUGAGGCCGAGACAGGAGAAUGAGAUGACACUCAAGCCAAGGAAGGGGGAAUUAGGAAACAAUUAGAAAAAAGGUAAAGACAGUGAAAAGUCAGAGAUAGCUACCUGCACCUACACACAUUCAGACAGAGACCCAGAGGGUGGCACACGCAGGGGGAGAAGGGGAGAGAACAGGUGUGGAGAGGAGCUGCGGAAGCAGAGAAAUCUUGAGUCAGAGAUUCAGGGACACUUGGUCCCCGUGGCGAGCCAUGGAAGCAGAAAGGAAGCGCCAGGCCGAGAAGCCAAAGAAGGGACGAGUCGGCAGCAGCCUCUUGCCAGAGAGAUACCCGGCCGCUGGGACCCUGACCACCAUGGUGGACUCGAGUGCUCCACCCUGCAGGAGGCUCCCUGGUGCAGGAGUCGGGAGACCAAGGUUCUCCCCGCAAGGAGGACAGAGGGGCCGCCCGCACUCCCGGCGCCGCCAUCGCACCACCUUCAGCCCAGUGCAGUUGGAACAGCUGGAGUCAGCCUUUGGGAGGAACCAGUACCCCGACAUCUGGGCCCGGGAGAGUCUUGCCCGGGACACCGGCCUCAGCGAGGCCCGAAUCCAGGUCUGGUUCCAGAACCGCAGAGCUAAGCAACGGAAGCAAGAGCGCUCACUGCUUCAGCCCCUGGCCCAUCUGUCUCCUGCCGCCUUUUCCAGCUUCUUGCCAGAGUCCCCUGCUUGCCCCUACUCCUACGCGCCACCACCGCCACCAGUGACCUGCUUCCCUCACCCCUACAGCCACGCCCUCCCCUCCCAGCCCUCCACAGGAGGCGCCUUUGCUUUGCCACACCAGUCUGAGGACUGGUACCCUGCCUUGCACCCAACCCCUGCUGGCCAUCUUCCCUGCCCCCCACCCCCUCCCACUCCCCUCAGCCUUGAGCCAUCCAAGUCCUGGAACUGAGGUGAAACAAGUACCACUAAGGUGAUCCCCAGCCUGUGGCCCUCGUGACAAAACAAGAAAUUGGGGUGGCUUCCUUUCCUUCUAUGGGCGAAGCAGAAGUAUGGUGAGGGUCGGCUCAGCAAUUGGAAAUGUAAAAGUGGGAGAUCAUGGUGAAUUCUCACUGUGGUGAUGAGUGGAGGAAAUCUGGGGAGGUGAGCUGCUGGAAGAGACAGGCAAAGAGGCCCCCGUGGAGCUGCCUGCUGAAGGGUGAUAUUGAUGGAGACAGUUGCUGGUGAGUGGAGAUGAUUGAAGGGCUCGGACGUGAGGGCCUUCAUUAACUGAGAUCACAGUUGAAGAAGAUCCCAGCUCUUUCUGGCUGAUUUCAGUAAGGCUUCUGAUUUAGAGUCUACCUAUAUAUCCCUUCCCCAUUGCCCACCCCGCCAUCCCAAUCAGUCACUCACUUUUGUUUAUUCUGUCCUAGGAUUUUUUUUUUUUUUUGAAAUGGAGUCACCCAGGCUG
Messenger RNA from Macaca mulatta (Rhesus monkey), 4561 nucleotides. It is a transcript of the gene PROP1, whose product is annotated as PROP paired-like homeobox 1. Gene Ontology annotation, biological process: regulation of transcription by RNA polymerase II; pituitary gland development. The record is from RefSeq and is a predicted model, not a curated record. Lineage: Eukaryota; Metazoa; Chordata; Mammalia; Primates; Cercopithecidae. Gene Ontology annotation, molecular function: DNA-binding transcription factor activity, RNA polymerase II-specific; RNA polymerase II cis-regulatory region sequence-specific DNA binding. Gene Ontology annotation, cellular component: transcription regulator complex.